AGGCCUACAUACACAACAGAUAGUGGACGUUUCGUUUCGUAGUGUCUGUAAAUUUUACUUUCACCCCCACCAACUUAUACUGGUGUACGGACGAUUGAAAUGGAGGCGUAUUUCAAGUUACUGGAAAGCUACGGCGGUAGGGACAAAGUGCUGCGCCUCUGCUCUUUUGCGGCUAUGGCGGCUGCGGGAAACCUGAAGGGCGAGUCCGCUCGCAGACUACUCUCGGUGGCCGGGCAGAUCGGCGAGGCGAGGACCGUGCUCCGCCUGUACGACGGGUUACCUAUGCUGAGGCGAACACUGCGGCUUGGCCUAGGAUCGCGGGAGCAGGACGUGCUGGCCCGCCUGUUGACCGUCCUUAGUACCUGGUCCAUUCAGCUGUUCUACCCGUGUGAAGCUCUGGCCUGGGCGGGGAAACACCGCAUCCUGGGCGUGAAGGACCCGGGCAAGUGGGCGGGGCUCUCCGUGGCCACAUGGGCUAUUUUCCUGGCCGCACAGAUCGUUAAAAGUUUACUGAAGAUUCCCGGAAAGUGGAAUACGAUAGAGAAAUUGAGAAAGCAAAAAGUUUUAGAAGGAAACUCGGAUAUUCGUGAACAGAACGAGGUACUCCAUUGGUCGCUGGCCGAGCUGCAGCACGAGCUGAGGACGGAGUUCCUGUCUCUUGUACAGAACUUAUCCGACCUAAUGAACGCUGUCCACUGGCUGCCCAAGGGCUGGCUUUGGUCAGGCAAGCUCUCACUGGGGCAGAGCGGACUUCUGGGGGUCAUCUCCACAUCUGUGAUGUUGUACUCCAGCUUUUUAACGCCGCCAAAGCAUAAAUGAGAGAGUCAAUCCAUGAUUUACUGUUUGCAGGAGCCAUGCAUCACAGACGCAUUUGACCACCCUAAUUCUUCUAAAUUUUGGGACGGAUAUUAGUAGUGUUGAAAGGAGCAUGCUACAUUUUUAACCAGCCUUUUGGAAAAGUAAAGAUAUGAAGGUGUUGUUCAUUAGGUAGUCUAACCAUAUGAGAAGACAGAAACUCCAUAUUCCUGCUGGAAUUGUACAUAUCCUGGCUGAAAUGAGGAGAGCAGGUGUCCCAAAUUUUAGAAGUAAUAUGGUAUAUACAGGAGCGACAAUUUUCAAAUGUCAAUGUUCCGAAGCAGGAACGCACAAGUCUGUAUACCCUAACAAACCUCAGCGAGCCGCAUCUGCAUCACGACUGUGCACGUCAUUUUCAUGUAGAAAGCUAACAUGUAAAGCUUUUUGAAGUUAAAGAUGACAACACUUUGUACAUAAUGAGCUGUUUAUGUGGAGGGCUGUGUCAGGAUAAUAUGAGCUGUAUAUGUGGAGCAAAGUGUGAGGAUAUUAUGAGCUGUAUAUGUGGAGGACCGUGUCAGGAUAUUAUGAGCUGUAUAUGUGG
Liolophura sinensis is the source of this 1396-nucleotide messenger RNA. RefSeq names its product peroxisomal membrane protein 11C-like. The record is from RefSeq and is a predicted model, not a curated record. The transcript has 4 exons. Gene Ontology annotation, cellular component: peroxisomal membrane. Bases 100 to 819 code for a protein of 239 amino acids. NCBI's taxonomy places the organism in Eukaryota, Metazoa, Mollusca, Polyplacophora, Chitonida, Chitonidae. Gene Ontology annotation, biological process: peroxisome fission.